This is a messenger RNA of Hyaloperonospora brassicae, 2211 nucleotides long. NCBI's taxonomy places the organism in Eukaryota, Oomycota, Peronosporomycetes, Peronosporales, Peronosporaceae. The record is from the annotation of a GenBank genome assembly.
AUGCUGCUGCGCUGCGUCCGUCCUCUGCGUACGCGCGCCACGUCCCACCGUCGCCACUUGCAACCAGUGCGUGCGCAUGCAUCUGAUUCCAAUGCGUGCUCGCCCAAUGCGCUCGAAAUGUGCGUUCGCGAGCGUCAAUUGCCUCCUUUUGAGCGGCUAAAACUGCAAGAGAUCGAGCCAGCCGUCAAACAGGCAGCCGCAAAGUACACGCAGACGCUGCAGGAGCUGGAGAAGGAACUCGCAGAGCGUAUUGACAGGAAAAACGUGCAGUUUGGUCAUGUGGUGGACCCGCUCGAGGUCAUGGGCGAUGCGCUGGGACGCAUGUGGGGCGUGGUGGGCCACCUCAUGAGUGUGCGCAACUCGGACGAGCUGCGUGCUGUGCACGACGAGCUACAGGAACUAGUGAUCCAGACAGUGACAGAGACGUCGCAAAGCAAGACGCUCUAUGAAGCGUUUGUUGCAGUACGCGAGGGCAGCGAGUGGAGCUCGCUCGCGCGAGCGCAGCAGCGUGUGAUCGAGCUGCGAUUGAGAAGCGCUGUGCUGAGUGGAGUUGGUCUUGAUGGUGACGAGAAAGAGACGUUCAACAAGCUGAAGCUGCGUGCAGCUGAGUUGAGCACGGAGUUUGCGUCAAAUCUGCUCGACGCGACGAAAGCGUAUGCAUUGACGUUGACGAACAAGGACGAUUUAGAGGGAUUGCCGUCUUCGCUACUGCAAAUGUUUGCUCAGAGAGCGCGUGACGAGGGCCACUUGGAUGCUACACCUGAAAACGGACCGUGGCGUGUAACGCUUGAUCCGCCGUCGUACGUGCAGUUCAUGAAGUAUGCAGCAAAGCGUUCAUUGCGCGAACAGCUGUAUCGUGCGUCCGCUACUCGUGCGAGUGGUGGCUCGUUCGAUAACGAAGGCAUCAUCGUUGAGUUGCUAGAAAUCCGUCAGCAGAUUGCCAAUCUUCUUGGAUUUAGCUCAUUUGCGGAAGUGAGCAUCUCGAAGAAAAUGGCGCCUAGUGUCGAAGAAGUCGAGAAGAUGCACCACGAUCUGCGCAAUAAGUGCGUCGAUUUGGCCCGCGAAGAAGUGGAAGCUGUGACUGAGUAUGCAAAGCAGCACGGACAGACGGAGCCUCUUGAGCCUUGGGAUCUUGGCUAUUGGUCUGAACAGCUCAAGGCGAAUAAAUACUUGUUCACCGAUGAGGAGAUCAAGCCGUAUUUUCCGCUCGAGCGCGUGCUUGAUGGUCUGUUUGCGCUCACGUCACGGCUUUUCGGCGUGACCAUCGAAGCAGCUGAUGGCCAGGCGGAAGUCUGGAACCCAGACGUGCGUUUCUUCAACGUGCGCAGUGCUGAAGGUGACAAGGAUGUUAUCGCUCAGUUCUACCUGGACCCGUACUCCCGUCCAAAAGAGAAGAACGGUGGUGCGUGGAUGAACACGUGCGUCGACCGCAGCUGCGUGCUUGGUCCCAAGGAGUUAAAUGGCAAGCGCAUUCCAGUGGCCUACAUCAUCUGCAACCAAUCGCCACCAGUGGGCGAAACGCCUAGCCUGAUGACUUUCCGUGAGGUGGAGACUAUCUUUCACGAGUUCGGCCAUGGCUUGCAGCACAUGCUCACGCGGAUGGAGUACGGCGACGUGGCAGGUAUAAACGGCGUUGAAUGGGACGCCGUGGAGAUUCCGUCGCAGAUGAUGGAAAACUUUUGCUACGACAAGGACACCAUUGCAGCGAUUAGCGGACAUUACAAGACGGGUGAGGCGCUACCUGACGACUUGUUCGACAAGGUCAAGGCAGCUCGCAACUUUAUGAUGGCUACGGGCAUGCUGCGUCAACUCGGCUUUGGCGCCCUGGACAUGUACUUGCACUCGCACUACUCGCGAUUGCAGGAGCCACUGUUUGCAGUGCAGCAGCGUCUACUGGGAGACUACGCCGUGCUCAAGCCUCUGGAAGAGGACAGGUUUCUGUGCUCGUUUUCGCACAUUUUCGCUGGCGGGUAUGCUGCGGGCUACUACAGCUACAAGUGGGCAGAGGUUUUGUCGUGCGAUGCGUACAGCGCCUUUGAAGAGGCAGCAAAGGAGAGUCCUGAGGCUGUGACGCGCGUUGGGCACAAGUUCCGCGACACUAUUUUGUCCAGCGGGGGUGGCGAACACGCCGAGCAGGUGUUUGAGGCCUUUCGUGGCCGCAAGCCGUCCAUUACGCCGCUGCUGGCGCAGUACGGCCUGACUGACAAGUAG